Eimeria maxima is the source of this 1263-nucleotide messenger RNA. RefSeq names its product tubulin gamma chain, putative. The transcript has 11 exons. Gene Ontology annotation, molecular function: structural constituent of cytoskeleton; GTP binding. Gene Ontology annotation, cellular component: cytoplasm; spindle; nucleus. The record is from RefSeq and is a predicted model, not a curated record. The coding region runs from base 1 to 1263 and encodes 420 amino acids. Gene Ontology annotation, biological process: cytoplasmic microtubule organization; meiotic spindle organization; mitotic sister chromatid segregation. Lineage: Eukaryota; Apicomplexa; Conoidasida; Eucoccidiorida; Eimeriidae.
AUGCCACGAGAAUUAAUUACAAUUCAAGUUGGCCAAUGUGGCAAUCAAAUUGGAAUGGAAUUCUGGAAACAGCUUUGUGCUGAGCAUGGAAUUAAUCAGGAGGGUUUACUGCUUCCAGGUGCACAGACAGCAGAAGACCGCAAAGAUGUUUUCUUUUAUCAAGCAGAUGAUGAGCAUUAUAUUCCUCGUGCUCUUCUCUUUGACCUUGAACCCCGUGUUAUUAACACAAUUCAGACUUCUGAAUAUCGCCAUCUUUACAACCCUGAGAAUUUCUUUGUUUCUAAAGACGGGGGAGGCGCUGGGAACAACUGGGGGAGCGGCUAUGCGCAGGCAGCAAAAGUAGAAGAGGAGUUGUUGGAGAUGAUUGACAGAGAGGCGGACGGCAGCGAAAGCCUCGAGGGUUUUGUCCUCUGCCACUCCAUUGCGGGAGGCACGGGAUCCGGCAUGGGAUCUUAUUUGCUGGAGUUACUGGGAGAUCGGUACGGAUCGAAGCUGAUCUCCACCGUGAUGGCUGCAUGCACGGCAACUCUGCGCUACCCAUCUUCUUUGUCGUCAAGUCUUCUCUCUCUGCUGUCGUGUCUCGUCCCCGUGCCUCGCUGUCAUUACUUGAUGUGCGGAUACACCCCAAUCACGCUGGACCGCUGCGUUUCUGCAGUACAAAAGACAACCGUCAUCGAUAUUAUGCGCCGCCUCACGCAAUCGAAAAAUAUCAUGGUUCAUAAGAGUCUGCAGCGUAUCCGUGAACGGCAGUUGCUGCAAUUCAUUCGCUGGGCCCCCGCCUCCCCGCAAGUUGUUUUGGCGCGGGCAUCUCCCUUCAAUCCACAAAAGCACAAAUGUGCCGGCCUGAUGCUUGCGAAUCACACAGCUAUCACAAGUCUAUUCGAGCGAUGUGUCGUUCAGUACGACCGUCUCUUCAAGCGCAAAGCCUUCCUUGACAAUUACAAACGGCAGCCCAUGUUUAGCAGCCCUGACGGUCUUGGAGACUUUUCAGAGAUGGAAGAUUCCAAGUUCGUGUCCCAUCUGACCCUACUCAAAGCACCUUCGGCAGCUUACACCGGCGGCGCCACCGUUAGCAACGAUAGCCGCAGCAGUUGGAGCUCCACGUGCUGUAGCAACAGCAGCAGUAGCAGUAGGGGAGGCGUUGCAGCGAGGUGCGUUGCAACUCAUGAACUGCACCCUCCCCUCCAGAUUAUCCCCGUACCCUUGCAUCGCUUCAGUGAGGCAGCUGAGAACUUGGAGGGUAAGUCAUCAGCCGCUCUUUAG